Molecule: messenger RNA, 1854 nt
Organism: Chaetura pelagica (chimney swift)
Lineage: Eukaryota; Metazoa; Chordata; Aves; Apodiformes; Apodidae
Gene: GPAA1
Product: glycosylphosphatidylinositol anchor attachment 1
Exons: 14
Coding region: 1-1854 (617 amino acids)
Biological process (GO): attachment of GPI anchor to protein
Cellular component (GO): GPI-anchor transamidase complex; membrane
Source: RefSeq, a predicted model, not a curated record
AUGUACUAUGCUGUCAUCCUGAGCUACGUGGUGGGGCUGGGCUGGUUCCUGGCCUUGCCCUGCCAGCCCCUGGCCCCCCGCACCUACAUGUCGGAGAAUGCCAUGGGCUCCACCAUGGUGGAGGAGCAGUUCCUCUUCGGAGAGCGGGCUCUGUCCUACGCCCGCGAGUUUGCCGGGCACAAGAAGAAAGUGGGGGGCAUGCCAGUGGCCUGGCUGGAGAAGACAAUGUGGAGCCUGGGGCUGGAGGUGCACCGGCAGCCCUUUGCCCGCACCCUGCCCUUCCCCGACGAGACCCGCGAGCGAUACAUGGUGAGGGGCACCAACGUGUAUGGCAUCCUGCGGGCGCCGCGGGCGGCCAGCACGGAGGCGCUGGUGCUGAGCGUGCCCUGCAGCGAGGGGCCCCAGAACAGCCAGGCCCUGGGGCUGAUGCUGGCCCUGGCCGCGCAUUUCCGCAGCCAGAUCUACUGGGCAAAGGACAUAAUCUUCCUGGUGAACGAGCACGACCUGCUGGGUAUGGAGGCCUGGCUGGAGGCCUACCAUGAUGUCAACCUGACGGAGGUGCAGUCCUCGGGAUUGCUGGGCCGGGCGGGUGCCAUCCAGGCGGCCAUUUCCCUGGAGCUGAGCAGCGACGUGGUCACCAGCAUCGACGUGGCCGUGGAGGGGCUGAACGGGCAGCUGCCCAACCUUGACCUCCUCAACCUCUUCCAUGCCUUCUGCCAGAAGAAUGGGCUGCUCUGCACUAUCCAGGGCAAGCUCCCACGCCCCGAGGGGGACUCUCUGCCUGCUUACGCCCACAGCCUGCAGAUGCUGCUGCUGAUGGUGCUGGCCCAAGCCUCGGGCUGGCCCCGCGGCGACCACGGGCUCUUCCUGCGCUACCGCAUCGAGGCCAUCACCCUGCGCGGCAUCAACAGCUUCCGGCAGUACAAGUACGACAUGACUACCCUGGGCAAGACGCUGGAGGGGAUGUUCCGCAAGCUCAACAACCUCCUGGAGCGGCUGCACCAGUCCUACUUCUUCUACCUCCUGCCCUCCCUCUCCCGCUUCAUCUCCAUCGGCCUCUACAUGCCAGCCUUUGGUUUCCUCAUCCUCGUCCUUAUCCUCAAGAUAUCCUUUUGGGGCCAGGGAGGCCUGCAGACGCUGCUGCUGAUGGUGCUGGCCCAAGCCUCGGGCUGGCCCCGCGGCGACCACGGGCUCUUCCUGCGCUACCGCAUCGAGGCCAUCACCCUGCGCGGCAUCAACAGCUUCCGGCAGUACAAGUACGACAUGACUACCCUGGGCAAGACGCUGGAGGGGAUGUUCCGCAAGCUCAACAACCUCCUGGAGCGGCUGCACCAGUCCUACUUCUUCUACCUCCUGCCCUCCCUCUCCCGCUUCAUCUCCAUCGGCCUCUACAUGCCAGCCUUUGGUUUCCUCAUCCUCGUCCUUAUCCUCAAGAUAUCCUUUUGGGGCCAGGGAGGGCCAGGGGCGGUGCUGGGCCAGCACGUGGCCACCCAGCACUUCCCCGUGUCCGAGUCGGAAGCCGUGGUCCUCACCGUCAUCGCCAUCUACUUGGCUGGCAUGGCCCUGCCCCACAACACCCACAGGGCGCUGACAGGUGGAAGCAACGACCGGGGCUGGAUGACACUGAAGCUGCUGGCCCUGCUCUACCUGGCGCUGCUGUUGGGCUGUCUCGCCCUUCUCAACUUCUCCCUUGGCUCCCUCCCUGCUGCCACCAUGGUGCCAGCUGCUGCUGCCGUCACCCCCAACGGCCCCAAGGUGCUGCUGGCGGCGCUUCUGGUGGUGGCCACGCCCUUCCUCGCCCUUGGCGCCCACCCCUGCUGGCUGCUGCUCUGGAACGUGCUCUGCUGGAAGUGA